AUGGCGCUGGGUCCAGGCGUCAUUGCCCAGAGGAUUUUGUACACGAUGAACACUAAUUUCUGUUUGAAGCGGGAGGCGUAUUACUCGCACCAUCCGAACCUGACUCAGUAUUUUGUCCCGGUGACCGAUGCUGAAUUCCGGGAACGCCUGGAGCGGCACCGAGGAGAGAUCGCCCUCAUGUUGAGAUCCUCGGAGUUCAAUCAAGACAAGACCACCCUGAUUGUGACUAACAACCCGCUCCCUCUGCUCAUUUCCGGACAACACCUGCCCUCACCUUUCCAGUUCUUCCCAAAAGACUUGCUGGGGAAGACUGUAAGCACCCGUGAGCCACACUACCUUCCUCCAGUGAAAGUGCCACCGGAGCAACUCGUGGGUCCAGUAGUAAAACAGCUGCACAAACCAGCUCCAUUCAGGUUUGCCACCCGCAACGAUUUCAAGACCGAAGCUCGGUUUUCAAAGAAUUACGCCGAGAAACGCCUGCAGAGACUGUACCCCAACUUGCGGACUCACAUGAGACCCGACCUGCAGAAGGAGCCACUUCCCUGCAUUCAAGGCUUUGCUUUCCCCUCGGCCCAGUGGGAGCCGCUCACCAUGUCGUGCCUGAUCGAAAUGAGGCCCACCAUGACGGUGGCGGGAGAAGACGGCUUCCGAUACGGGAAGGCCCCGCUCUGGAUCGUGAACAGCUCCGUGGUGCCCAGAAACGGCAAAUAAAAGCCCUGUGCCAGCACAUCCUGGCUUGC
Anolis sagrei ordinatus is the source of this 740-nucleotide messenger RNA. The record is from RefSeq and is a predicted model, not a curated record. NCBI's taxonomy places the organism in Eukaryota, Metazoa, Chordata, Lepidosauria, Squamata, Anolidae.